AUGGCUGACGCUGCCGCAGCCAAGUUCGAAAGGAUGGUGGUGGGGCUUACCCAUCAACAGAUCAUCAAACACAUCGAUGUCUUGAACGCGACGCUCCUCGUCUAUGAUAUUCUACUCAAUCUCUCUCUCGAAAUUGAGCACAUUUGGAGGAGACAAUGGUCUUACUUGACUGUUUUGUACAUCCUUCAACGCUACACUCCCCUUUUCGACACCGCCGCGGUGACCCUUCAACACCACUUUGCGUUGAAUCUGAGCCCUCAGUACUGCGAUUUGAAUCACAAGAUCGCGUCGUGGUCUUAUGUCGUCGGCAUUGUGCUCUCCGAAACCAUUCUAGCGCUCCGUGUCUGGGCCGUCUGGAAGAGGAGCAUCCCGGUCGGGAUAGGACUGAGUGUAUGGUUCUUGGGUUGUUGGAUUCCUUGCUUUGUUUUCUUAGGGAAAUUCCUGGGCGCCAUGGAGUUUGCAAUUGCACCGUUCACGAAAUUUCGCGGGUGCUUCAUUUCCGGUGGAAGCAACAUUCUAUAUGUUUGUUGGGUGUUACUGAUGAUUUAUGACGCUGGUACAUUGGUGAUGAUUCUCAUUCCUGGAGUAGGAGCAUUUCGGAGGGGUGGAAGAUCGGAGCUCGUCAGAACUGUAUACCGAGACGGUGUCAUUUACUACGCGUUAAUCUUCUUAAUGUCGACGCUUAAUGUGAUCAUCGUUCUCACUCUUCCGCCCGAUCUUGUCUAUCUUUUAUCCACAUUCGAGCGAGUGUUACACUCCCUCCUCACAAGUCGCGCCGUCCUCCACAUUCGUCAAAUAGCCCUACACUCCACUUACCCGGAAACAACCCCCUCACAUGAAUUGAGCACGGAUGUCUGUUUUACUUCUAUGAUGAACAGAGAUCCGAGUUAUGGGAUAGUAAUCAAGUAA
Messenger RNA from Marasmius oreades (fairy-ring Marasmius), 909 nucleotides. RefSeq lists its product as uncharacterized. The transcript has 13 exons. Bases 1 to 909 code for a protein of 302 amino acids. Lineage: Eukaryota; Fungi; Basidiomycota; Agaricomycetes; Agaricales; Marasmiaceae. The record is from RefSeq and is a predicted model, not a curated record.